AUAUUCCCUUAAGAAAUGUGGAUCUAUUAAAAAAGCAAAUGGGUUGAUUGAAGAAAAUGAGGAAAAACGAAAAAAGCAGAGGAUUUCAUUGCUGUCCAUGAAUUAAUGUGGCCGAAUGACAUUUCAAGUGCUGCAUUGACAACACUGAAGGCAGGAAAAUGGAACAAGCCGUCUCCCCUUCCUCUUACAGAAGAUGUGUCCAAACUUCAAAAAUUUGUCAAGGAAAAAUUAAAGGAUCUAUCUGCCUCAUUGAGUGAUGGAAUUGAAAACUCAAACCCGGAAAGGAAUGUGUAUUCUCAACCCUCAGAAAUUACACUGAUCAAGCUUGUAAUGUUUAAUAGAAGGAGGGGUGGUGAAGCAGAGAGGCUAACUAUCGAGGCCUAUCAGCAAAAGAGUGGAAACAAUGCUCCCAUCAAGGAUAUUGAGGACUCCUUAACACCAGUCGAAAAGAAAAUGUGCUCUCUUUUCCAAAGGGUUGAAAUUCGUGGUAAGAAGGGUCGUAAGGUGCCAGUGCUGCUUACAAAAGACCUGAUAGAAGCGAUUGACUUGCUACUGAAAGCUAGGGAGAAAGUUGGAGUCAGCAAAGAUAACCCUUUCAUAUUUGCAAGGAUGAACUAUGGCUCGAACAAAGCAAUCCGUGCAUCAGAUGCAUUAAGGAAAUAUGCAAAAAUGAGUGGGGUAGAAAAGAUUGAAAAUAUAACCUCAACAAAACUGAGAAAGCACAUUGCAACUGUCAGUCAGAUCAUGAACUUAGGAAGCACAGAUUUGGAACAACUGGCAACAUUCAUGGGUCACGAUAUUGAAAUUCAUAGAUCAUUCUAUAGAUUGCCAGAAUCUACCAUCCAAGUGGCAAAGCUCGGGAAAUUUCUACUAGCUUUGGAUUCAGGAGACGUCAGUAAAUACAGUUCUUGCACUCUUGAUGAUGUCACUCUAAAUGACGAUGAUGUUGCUGUAGAUGAUGAAGAGGAUGGGGAAGAUAUGGAGGAAGCCUCAGAUUCAGAUCCUGGAGAUUCUGAUAGCUCGGAGCAAGUUGCAUCCGGAUCCAGUUCUACUACUCAAUCAAAGCCCAGUCAUUCCAUAUGGAAAGGUCGUCUCAUCUUAAAAGCUGAACAGAUUACGUGCUUGAAGCAAUUGUUUAAAGACAACAUUGUAAUGCGAAAAGAAUUAAAAUUGAAAGAUUGCACCAAUGCUAUUGCAAAAGAAUGUUUGAAUGGUUUAGAUUGGAAGAAAGUUUAGAACACUGUGCACAAUUGGAUAAUGAAUGAAAAGAAAAAAACAAAAGCAUUGAUCAAAAAGCAUUGAUCAAAUGGACCAAUGAUGUCACUGACUUUUUCAAAUGACAGUUCGUUGUCAAGUCACAGUUUGAGUUUGGGGUUGUGUGUAUUUUUCACUUGUUAACUUUUUCACAAAAUGAGCAUAUAUGAUCAGAGAUCAAAGCCAACAUCAUGAUUUACUUAAUAUUUUGAAAGAGUUCACAAAAAUACACAAAUUUACGAUGGGUAAUUUGCAAAUAAACAAAUACAAAGAAUCUUAAAUCUAAUUGAUUUUGAUUUGCUUGAUGCUUUGGCAAUGUUUAACACUUGUGAAAUGCACUUUUUUGGUAUUAAGUUAAUGUUUUGGCAAACUAGAUAUUUGUCGAGUUGUGUUUAAGCUUAAUGGAUUAAUCGUCAUUUUUAUCAAUGCAUGGUUGUCAGACUUACCAAAUCAGUGUAUGAACAUCUUUUAAUUCAGAUACUGAAUUAUAGUUAUGUGUUUCUUUCAAAAUGUUUUCAAAAGUUUUGUUUUCUACAAUAAUACAUCAAUAUGUUGAUAAUUUAUUACAAAAACUGAUAACAAUGGCAUGUUUUUGUGCUUGUUUUAGCCUUGAUCAAAUGGAGAUAUAUAAUGUUUUUGAAUUGUCCAUUUUCUAUUGCUUAAUGACUAAUGAAUCAACAAUUUCAGUCAUUGAGGGUCUUCUUUCCAUAAACGAUACUUGCUUAACUGCUAUUUCUUUAGGGGUUAACUUAAUGGGUCUUUACUAGUGCCCUUCAGUGUUGUGACUAAUAAGAAAAACAAAAAGGUCGUUGGAUGCCAUCUUGGAUAUUUAAUGAAUGUUUGUUAUUAGUAUUUCUCGGAAGACAGACUCGAUUUUUAGUACAAUUUUUGUAUGUUCUUAUUAAUCAGAGCUAUUUUUUUUUUACAUUUCACACAUUGGUUUCCAUUUUUCUUUAUUCUGCUGACAAAAAGAACAACAGGGAAACAAUCAAGAGGGCAUCAAGAUUUCCUGGUAUUUUGAUUUUUUGAUCAGUCGACUUGUUAUUAAGCAUAGAUAUCACAGUUUUUUUGUCAGUCUUGUCUUAUUUCUCUUGCACAUUUGAAAAAAUCUGUUCACUUUAAGGUUGAAAAUAAAAGCCCAUAGAAUGUUU
Messenger RNA from Pecten maximus, 2405 nucleotides. RefSeq lists its product as uncharacterized. The transcript has 4 exons. Gene Ontology annotation, molecular function: DNA binding. The record is from RefSeq and is a predicted model, not a curated record. The coding region runs from base 106 to 1236 and encodes 376 amino acids. NCBI's taxonomy places the organism in Eukaryota, Metazoa, Mollusca, Bivalvia, Pectinida, Pectinidae. Gene Ontology annotation, biological process: DNA integration; DNA recombination.